GGGGGGAAACUAAAGCGCCGAGAAGAUGACCCGCUGCUGCGGAGGUGUCCGAAGCGGAGGAGACUUUCUGUGCCUGCUCCUUCUCUUGAUGGGUUUCUUAUUGCCCGCCUGCAGGACUCGCUUGUACACCAACCACUGGGCGGUGAGGAUAAGUGGCGGGCUCCCAGAAGCCAACCGGAUAGCGAGCAAGUACGGCUACAUCAAUAUAGGACAGAUUGGAGCAUUAAAGGAUUAUUACCAUUUUUACCAUAGUAAAACAAUUAAAAGGUCGGUUCUCUCAAGUAGAGGUACUCACAACUUCAUUUCCAUGGAGCCAAAGGUAGAAUGGAUAGAACAGCAAAUUGUAAAAAUAAGAAGAAAGAGAGAUUACAAACCUGGUAGCAUCCAAUCCAUGUUUUUUAAUGAUCCCAAAUGGCAAAGUAUGUGGUAUAUGCAUUGCAGUGAUAAUACACAUCUUUGUCAGUCAGAUAUGAAUAUUGUUGGUGCCUGGAGGAGAGGCUACACUGGAAAGAAUAUUGUGAUCACUAUUUUGGAUGAUGGCAUUGAAAGAAACCAUCCAGACUUGAUGCAGAAUUAUGACCCAGAUGCCAGUUUUGAUGUCAAUGGUAAUGAUAUUGACCCUAUGCCUCGAUAUGAUGCCAGCAAUGAAAACAAGCAUGGAACCCGUUGUGCUGGAGAAGUGGCAGCUACAGCAAAUAACUCACAUUGUAUAGUAGGAAUUGCAUUUAAUGCCAGAAUUGGAGGAGUGCGGAUGUUAGAUGGUGAUGUUACAGACAUGGUAGAAGCAAAAUCAUUGAGCCUCAAUCCCCAGCAUAUACAUAUCUACAGCGCUAGCUGGGGUCCUGAUGAUGAUGGAAAAACAGUUGAUGGACCAGCCUCUUUAACACGCCAGGCCUUUGAGAAUGGGGUCAGAACGGGCAGAAACAACUUGGGCUCCAUUUAUGUGUGGGCAUCUGGAAAUGGUGGAAGAAGUAAAGAUCAUUGCUCGUGUGAUGGCUACACCAAUAGCAUCUAUACCAUCUCCAUUAGUAGCACAGCUGAAAGCGGAAGGAAGCCUUGGUAUCUAGAAGAAUGUGCAUCAACAUUAGCCACAACCUACAGCAGCGGAGAAUCCUAUGACAGGAAAAUAAUCACUACAGACCUCAGACAGCGUUGUACAGACAGUCAUACAGGGACGUCAGCUUCUGCACCUAUGGCUGCAGGAAUCAUCGCCCUGGCGCUGGAAGCCAAUCGUUUACUAACAUGGAGGGAUAUUCAACAUAUUAUUGUAAGGACUUCACGGGCUGGACAUCUAAUUGCCAGUGACUGGAAAACCAAUGCAGCUGGUUACAAGGUUAGCCACUUAUAUGGAUUUGGAUUGAUGGAUGCUGAAGCUAUGGUGGUAGAAGCAGAAAAGUGGACAACAGUCCCUCCACAGCAUGUCUGUGUUGAGAACACAGAUCGACAAAUCAAAACAAUACGACCAGAUAAUAUUCGUAAUGGACCAGAUAAUGGCGUUCGUUCAAUAUACAAAGCUACAGGAUGUGCAGACAAUGCCAAUCACCAUGUAAUAUAUCUGGAACAUGUGGUGGUACGAAUCACUAUCACCCAUCCUCGGAGAGGUGAUCUAGCAAUUUAUUUAACUUCUCCUUCUGGAACAAGAUCUCAGCUAUUGGCUAACAGGUUAUUUGACCAUUCUAUGGAAGGUUUUAAAAACUGGGAGUUCAUGACAACUCACUGCUGGGGUGAAAAAGCAACUGGUGACUGGAUUUUAGAAAUCUACGAUACUCCAUCUCAACUAAGAAAUGUAAAGACUCCAGGUAAAUUGAAAGAAUGGUCCUUAGUACUUUAUGGGACGUCCAUCCAGCCUUAUGCUCCAAGAAAUGAUUUUUUAAAAGGCGACCGAGUACGCAUGAGUGCAAUUGAAGACCCUACAGAAGAUUAUGGAGUAGAUGACUAUUCAGGUCCAUGCAAUGCUGAAUGCAGUAAGAUUGGAUGUGGUGGACCAGGGCCAGACCAUUGCAAUGACUGUCUACACUAUUACUAUAAAUCUAAAAACAAUACACGAAUCUGUGUUCCCAACUGUCCACCUGGUCACUAUAGUGCAGACAAGAAACGUUGUAAAAAGUGCUCACCCAACUGUGAAACUUGUUUUGGAAGUCAUAGUGAUCAAUGUAAUACCUGUAAACCUGGUUACUUUAUCAAUGAAGAGACUAGAAGUUGUAUUACCACCUGCCCAGAGGGCUUUUACCUGGAUAACAAUAAGAUUGUAUGCCGUAAAUGCAGUGAAAAUUGUAGGUCAUGCACUGAAUUUCAUACAUGCACAGAAUGCAGACAUGGUCUAAGUUUACAAGGAACAAGAUGUGUUAUACGCUGUGAAGCAGGCAAAUAUUAUAAUGGCAGAGACUGUGAGCCAUGCCAUCAUACCUGUGCUUCUUGUGAAGGCCCAGGAGCAGAUGCUUGCGUCAAUUGUACAGAAGAAUAUUUUAUGGAGAAUGGAAGGUGUGUGGUAACUUGUGGCACUGGCUACUAUUUGGAUCACUCAUCAGAAAAUGGAUAUAAAACUUGCAAAAGAUGUGAUGUCAGCUGCUUUGGGUGCAGUGGCCCAGGAGAAAGAAACUGUACAAGUUGUCCAAAUGGCUACAUCUUAGACACAGGUCUCUGUGUAGUUGGUCUUGUCUGUAAAGAUGCAACGGAAGAAUCUUGGGCAGAAGGUGGCUUCUGUAUGCUAGUGAAAAAGAAUAAUCUUUGCCAGCGGAAAGUACUUCAGCAACUUUGCUGCAGAACAUGUACACUAAAAGGCUGAUUUGGCUUCUCUCCAGGCAUUCUUGUUCCUGUAGACUUAUAGAUUAAUCCAUAUUAUUAAAAAUGGGGAAACUCUCCCAAACCACCUUUUUUUCCCCUCUUUCUCUUUCUCCCCUUUGGGGAGGCAGUGAACUGUAUAUUGGAACUUCAAAUACAAAACUACAACGAGCCUACCUUUCAUUACUGGGUGUUCAGAAAAAAAAAACAUCUGGGAUCACAGUGUCAGUAGGGUGUGACCAAAGCAUUUGAUGCCAAAUUAAAGUCAUUCGACUUCCUAUCAAUUUAAGGACAUGCCUGGAUAUAUAUUUUUUUUGACAAAAAUCUGCUUUCCUUUUUUUUUCUGCUUGUUUCCCAUGAAGAUGUGUAGAGUGCGCCAACAAUACAGCACAAGUUUACAAUGGAU
Molecule: messenger RNA, 3187 nt
Organism: Protobothrops mucrosquamatus (brown spotted pit viper)
Lineage: Eukaryota; Metazoa; Chordata; Lepidosauria; Squamata; Viperidae
Gene: PCSK5
Product: proprotein convertase subtilisin/kexin type 5
Exons: 21
Coding region: 26-2785 (919 amino acids)
Biological process (GO): peptide hormone processing
Cellular component (GO): Golgi membrane; trans-Golgi network
Molecular function (GO): serine-type endopeptidase activity
Source: RefSeq, a predicted model, not a curated record